Molecule: messenger RNA, 8787 nt
Organism: Sarcophilus harrisii (Tasmanian devil)
Lineage: Eukaryota; Metazoa; Chordata; Mammalia; Dasyuromorphia; Dasyuridae
Gene: IGSF3
Product: immunoglobulin superfamily member 3
Exons: 12
Coding region: 881-4498 (1205 amino acids)
Source: RefSeq, a predicted model, not a curated record
GGGGUCCCUCGGUUGUUCUUUCGCUUCCCCGCUCGCUGCCGCCGCGCUGCCGUCUCCUCUCCGUGCCUAGGCUCCCGGGAACCGGCUCCGGCUCGGCUGUGAGCCAGGAGGACGAGGAGGAGGAGGAGGAGGAGGAAGAGGAGGAGGCGGGGACACAGGCGGGGCCGCCGCGGAGCAGCAGUAGCUGCUGGCGAGGUUGCGGGAGGAAGCGGCUGGUCCCUUGAGGCUUACGGAGAAAUCACGGCGGAGCGGGCUAGUCCGGGGACCAGAAAUCCAGAGUCCUUUUUUUAUAUGGCAGCUUCGGAAUUGCUGACGCUCCGGCUCGCUUUCCCGUUCACCGGACCGGCCUGAAACGGGAGGUGGGGCUGUGACCCUCGAGGCAAUGCAAAGAAGUGGACCCGUAGACGAAAAACACGAGAUAUCUACAACUUCCUGCCGGCCCUUCUGAUAGGGGUAUCUCAGGGUUUUGAUUAAAUCGGUUUUUUUCACUGGAGAAUCUUGAGAGACAGAGCGUGUUGCAUUGUUGGAGAGGGGAAGGACGUCCCCCUCUAAUUCGGCGCCGGUGGAUGAAAGGAUUUUUGAGAACUCCUCUCCCCGUUUUCCUUGAGGAUUAAACCAGAAGGAUUCGCUGUGAUUGGGAAACAGAGCAAGACAUGUAAUGUGGCAGAGAAGGGGACCGGCUUCAGGAUGAAUCUGGACGCUUCACUUAGUAUAGGGCAGUGCUGUAACUCCCAGAUGCCUUACCUAGCCUUCUAUCCCCCUUCUCCUUAAACUCUUCCUCCUUUUCCCAUCAAAUUCCACUUCCGAGGAGACCCUUUGGAACUCAGAAGUGGCCAGCCCAGGAGUGGAGAACAAAUACCUGGAGAAAAGGAAGGGCCACAUGUUCUCUCUCUUCCCAGGAGCAGAUAUGAAGUGCUGUCUCCAAGCUCUGACUUCCCUGGUGUUACUGGGUGUGGUGUCAGCACAGAGACAAGUUGCUGUCCAAGAGGGCCCACUUUAUCGCACGGAGGGCUCUCACAUCACCAUUUGGUGUAAUGUCAGUGGCUUUCAGGGACCCUCUGAACAGAAUUUCCAGUGGUCCAUUUACCUGCCAUCUGCACCGGAACGGGAGGUUCAAAUUGUCAGCACCACUGAUUCUGCCUUCCCUUACGCUAUCUAUACCCAGAGAGUACGGAGCGGGAAGAUCUACGUGGAGAGAAUCCAAGGCAAUUCAGCCUUACUGCAUAUCACAGAAUUGCAGGCCCGGGAUGCUGGGGAAUAUGAGUGCCACACACCCAGCACAGAUAAAAAGUACUUUGGAAGCUAUAGUGCCAAGAUGAACCUUGUAGUGAUCCCAGAUUCCCUUCAGGCAACAGCGACACCCCAGACACUUCAGAAGGUGGAACAGGACUCUCUGGAACUGAGCUGUGAUGUCGCCACAGAGACGUCCCAGCACAGCCACCUCUCGGUUACCUGGUACAGGCAGAGGGCUGGUGAGAAACCCGUGGAGGUGAUCUCGCUGAGCAAGGAUUUUGUGCUUCAGUCUAGCAGUGAGUACUCACAGAGGCAGACCUUGGGAGAGGUCCGCCUGGACAAGCUGGGAGAGACCACCUUCCGGCUCACCAUUUACCACCUGCAGACGUCCGACCAGGGGGAGUUCUACUGCGAGGCUGCUGAGUGGAUCCAGGAUCCUGACAAGUCAUGGUACCCCAUGACCCUCAAGCGGUCAGAAGGAACUGUGGUCAAUGUCCAGCCGACUGACAAAGAAUUCAGCGUUCGACUAGAGACAGACAAACGUCUGUACACAGUGGGUGAGCCGGUAGAGUUCCGCUGCAUCCUCGAGGCUCAGAACGUUCCCGACCGCUACUUUGCUGUCUCUUGGGCUUUCAACAGCUCCCUGAUUGCCAGCCUGGGGCCCAACGCCGUACCUAUGCUUAACAGUGAAUUUGCUCAGAGGGAAAGCCAGGGUCAGCUCAAGGUGUCCAAAGAGAGUGACAGCGUCUUUGUGCUCAAGAUCUACCACCUCCGCCAGGAGGAUAGCGGUAAAUACAACUGCAGGGUGACAGAGCGAGAGAAAACGGUCACUGGCGAGUUCAUCGACAAGGAAAGCAAACGCCCCAAGAACAUACCCAUCACUGUCCUUCCUCUCACAGAUAUCUGGGUAGUUAAAGUCCCCCAGCACCAUGAAAUGCCGCCCCAAGGCCACUUGGAGAGCAGCAUCUCGGUAGAAGUAACCAGCAAUGCCAGCACCAUCCUGGAGGGAGAGAAUCUUCACUUUUCUUGUAGCGUACGAACAGUGGACAGAACCCAGGGACGCUUCUCGGUCAUCUGGCAGCUGUUGGACAGACGGAAUCGGCGAAGUAACAUCAUGUGGCUGGACAGAGAUGGCACGGUACAGCCUGGCUCUUCCUACUGGGAGCGUAGCAGUUUUGGAGGCAUCCAGAUGGAGCAGGUGCAGCCCAACUCAUUCACUUUGGGCAUCUUCAACAGCAGAAAGGAGGAUGAAGGCCAGUAUGAAUGCCACGUGACCGAGUGGGUACGGGCAGUGGAUGGCGAAUGGCAGAUCGUUGGGGAGCGGAGAGCUAGCACACCUGUCUCCAUUACUGCUCUGGAGACUGGCUUUGCCGUCACAGCUAUCUCUCGCACUCCUGGCGUAACCUACAGUGAAUCAUUUGACUUACAAUGCAUCAUCAAGCCCCAUUACCCCUCUUGGGUCCCAGUGUCGGUGACCUGGAGGUUCCAGCCUGUGGGCACCAUUGAGUUCCACAACCUGGUGACUUUCACCCGGGAUGGUGGGGUUCAGUGGGGGGAAAGGUCCUCUAGCUUCCGAACGCGUACUGCCAUCGAGAAAGCAGAAUCCAGCAACAAUGUACGUCUGAGCAUCAGUCGGGCCAGUGACACCGAGGCUGGCAAAUACCAGUGUGUGGCCGAGCUUUGGAGAAAAAACCACAAUAGUACCUGGACCCGACUGGCAGAGAGAACAUCCAAUCUAUUGGAGAUAAGAGUCCUGCAACCAGUGACAAAGCUACAAGUGAGUAAGUCCAAGAGGACCAUCACCUUGGUGGAGAACAGGCCCAUCCAACUGAACUGUUCGGUCAAGUCACAGACCAGCUUGAACUCCCACUUUGCAGUCCUCUGGUAUGUCCACAAGCCUUCUGAUGCUGACGGAAAGCUCAUCUUGAAGACCACUCACAACUCUGCGUUUGAGUACGGCACCUAUGCUGAGGAGGAGGGCCUGCGGGGGAGACUCCAGUUUGAGAGACAUAUGUCCGGUGGCCUCUUCAGCCUGACUGUCCAGAGGGCGCAGGUCAGCGAUAGUGGCAGUUACUACUGCCAUGUGGAGGAGUGGCUUCUGAGCCCCAACUAUGCCUGGUACAAGCUGGCAGAAGAAGUUUCGGGUCGGACUGAGGUCACUGUGAAACGGCCAGAUAUCCGCCUGAAGUUGAGCCAGGCCCAAGGUAACAUCACGGUUCUUGAAACUCAGAAGGUGGAAUUGGAGUGUAUGGUCCUAAAUCGCACCAGCGGGACUUCCCGACUUUCUGUGGAAUGGCACGUGUGGAAGCCCAACCACCCAGAGAGAGAGACGGUCGCCCGCCUGAGUCGAGAGGCCACCUUCCACUAUGGGGAUCAGGUCGCUAAGAACCAUUGGAAGGGGAGGCUGCAUCUGGAAAGCCCUUCUCUGGGAGUUUACCGCCUCAUUAUCCAGAAUACCGCCGUGCAGGACAGUGGGACCUACAAUUGCCUGGUAGAGGAAUGGCUGCUGAGCCCCAGCGACGUGUGGUACAAACGGGCAGAAGAUUCCUCAGGACAGACAAUCGUCACAGUAUUGAGACCAGAUGCCACACUACAAGUGGACACCGUGGUGCCCAAUGUCACCGUGCCAGAGAAGUCCCCUUUCCAACUGGACUGCAACAUCUUAUCUCGUUCGAGUCAGGAAUCCCGCUUUGCGGUUGCUUGGUAUGCUCUCAGGACUAAAGCAGGAGGAAAGAAAGGCAGCACGCUGGAAGAUGAGGAAAUAGAACGAAAGGCCAUGCUAAGUGUGGGACCCGAUGCCAUCUUUGGCCCCGAGGGCAAUCACUGGGAGGGCAGGCUCCGGUUCCAGAGACUUUCACCUGUGCUGUACCGGUUGACGGUCUUGCAAGCAGAUCCCAGUGACACGGGCAACUAUUCCUGCCGAGUGGAAGAAUGGUUGUCCAACCCUCAGAAAGAAUGGUACCGGCUGACUGAAGAGGAAUCUGGCCCAAUUGGCAUCCAAGUUCUCGACACAGGUUCCACGCUCCAGUCCAUCAUUUGCUCCAACGAUGCCCUCUUCUACUUCGUGUUCUUCUACCCCUUCCCUAUUGUUGGUAUCUUGAUCAUCACCAUCUUACUAGUCCGUUUCAAGAGUAGGAACUCUAGCAAGAACUCUGAAGGCAAGAAUGGAGUACCCUUACUGUGGAUCAAAGAACCCCAUCUCAACUAUUCCCCAACUUGCCUGGAACCUCCUGUUCUCAGCAUCCACCCAGGAACCAUAGACUAAAAAGAAGAUUGGGGUGGACAUGUCACAUCAAGUAGCAGAUGGAUCUUCGUUGCUUCCCUUCCUCUGUCUGUGCGUUUUGUACCGUAGGAUGGCCACUAGGCUCUGGAGUCCCCUGCCCAGAGGGUUUUUCAGACUUGAAACGUUUUAUAAAAUCCCCUAACCAGUGAGAGAGAUAGACACUGGUUGCUGGCAUUCAGCAGUCCCUCUCUGCGCUUUAUUUCCGUUGCCUGGCUAGUUACUCUGGUUCUGAUGUCAUAACCCUACUGUUAGAAAUGUCUUCUUGGAACAUAGUGAGUACUUCCUGGAGCCACUUUGACUGAAUAACUUAUAGUAUUCUCUGAUGAUCAUUAUAGGGAUUUGUUUGUAGAGGGUUUUGGUCCAGAUUUUAAAAUCACUUUGAUUCAGCCUUUUUAAACCGAUGGAAACUCCCUCAUCCACCAUUGAUUGCAAAAAGAACCAAGAACUAUGGACUGAUGAGAGGCUUUUUGUGAGACUUUUUUUCUUUUGCACAUAAAAAAAAAAGCUACCCCUAAAUCAAAAUAUUUCAAGCUGUUUUACUUGCAUAAAAAUAUUUGAAAAUGGUGUGUAGCAUAGGUCCAAUUUGUAUUUUUUUCCCCCUUCAACCCAGCCCAGAGUGUUUUGAAUCAAGAUGAAAGCCUCAAAUUUUACUUCAAAGAAUCAUGUGUGUAUAAGAGAAAAGGAGUCCUUUAGAAACCCAUUAGGAGUAGAUGUUGUCUAGCUGACUUGCCUAUCAGACCAAAAAGGCUUCACCAGGAGCUUGCCCAAAAAAAGACUUGGAUGAGGAGGUCAAACAAAGUUCAGCAAUACUCCUUCUCCAAACUAACAUAGACAGAAGGAGGGCUUCUUUCAGUUCUUUCAGUCAGUGAAUUAGAGAAGAAAGGAAAAUUGCUCAGUUCCCAUUGGUUUGAACAAUGAAGUUUGGUCUCUACAUGAUGGCAGUGAACUUUGAGUAUAUGAGACUUUAGUUUAUGAUGCUUUGUCAGACCCUUAAGGAAACCAGGUACGUGAUGAGCCUGGAGCCAUGCUUUAAUAUGGUAGUGCAUGUGGUGGCAAGUCAGUAGAUGACGGUACGAGGGACUCCCAACAAUCAGAUUUGUUGAGAGUGGGGGAUUGAGAGGAGAGGGGAAGGAUUUCCUACACUCGACACUGGUGAAUAGCAACCACCAUCCAUUCUUAAAUAAGCAAUUUGCACCCCCAAGAAAUAGUUGUUGCUUUCUGCUAUCAUUCAUCUUUCUUCCCAUGUCCUAUCUUCAGAAGAAUGUUGUCAGGGAUUGAGGGAAGAGAGUAUUACUCAGUAUGCGAUAGUAUAAGUUUUUAGUAGCUUGAGUACCUAGGCUUUUUCUAGUCUUAGUGAAAAAGGAUCCAGUGCCAUUGUCUGUGGGUGCUUUUCUUCCUUACCCCACUUAAUUUUUUUUUUUUUAAUGAUUUUAGACUUGUCAUUUAGCAGUAGCUUGGACUUUUGUCCCUUGGCUCAAGGACUCGAGUCUUCUUGCUGAGAAAGGUUAAUUCUUUAGAGCCUCCUCGACGUGAACUGCGAUGAUGCUAUUACCAUUUAAUGCUGUAAGAGAGAAUGCGCUGCUACUCUGGGCCAUCAAUAUGGUGAAGAUAGGGGGAGCGCAAUUACUUUUCCUCCCCUGUCCCUCCCCUCUUUUCAUGAAGAUGUUUUUCUAGACUUUUUCUUCACCUGUUUAACUUGACCAAUAGUGCCAGAUGGUGGCUGCCCCCAACUGGUCCAAAUCCUGCAUCCAGAGUAGCCCUCAGUCUGGAGGAACCCCAUCUCUCCCACCUCCUGACCAUGACACUCUACCCUCCCUAUGGCCCCUCCCACAUCCCGCUAACUAUAUGUUGAAACUCAACUCUCACAAGUUUCCUGGACUCUAACCUAAACUAGGAGCAGGAUCCAGAAGAGAGAUAGCUGAGGAACUUCCAGGGUACAGUGACCUUGAUGCCAGCCCUCAGGGUGGCCCCAGAGGUCUCAGCAUUUGCAGGUAGGGAGCCGUGUGUUCAUUAGACGCUUUUCACCCGUUUUCUGCUUACCACCUGCAGCAAGGUGAUCAGCCUAGUAGUCGUUUUUUUUCCGACAGCCUGGCAUGACCAGGGCUGGUUAGCGCCAGCCAUAUCAGUACUCUACCUUCAGAGAACACCUAGGCAGUGCCACCUUAAUCAUCCUGGCUGCCUAAACCUCUUCCUUUGGCUUAUUUUUAUGAUCUACUCCAUCAGCACUUAAAACAUAUGGCAUUAUCUCAGUUGUCAUUGUGUUGGGAAACAAAACAGUUUUUGGAAUUUGUAUUUCUUGCCACCUCUAUUUCAUUUCAGGGCAGGUGACUCCCUACGAGAAGGAACCAGAAUAGACUGGAGGUGGGUGGGGAAAGAUUCCCUUUUUCUCUUUGAAAGGGAAAGGUGCCAUAGGGUGGGAUGGGUGAGCUGUUGCUUUCCAAGAUGUUUGUGGUAACUCAGAAGGAAACCACCUUGAGCUGGUUGGCGCUUAGACGGAGGGAGAAGAUGCUACAUGGAACAAAGUGUGUCAGAUUCAUCAUAAGAAACCCGUGAUUGAAAAAGAAACCGAAGCCAGUAUUUUAUGAUGAUGCUGUUAUUUUUUUUUCCUUCUGUGCAUAUUUCAUCUGCCCAGGGAUGUCAUCAAAGGGUGAACUUGGCCAUUGCUGGCUUUCAGUGGAACCAGCCACAGGACUCUGCCUAUGGCUAUUUCCAUGGGAAUGAUUUCCUUGCUGUGGUCCUUCAGACAAAUGGUCAAAUGGUGCCCUCCAGUGGCCCCAGUCCUUCAUUUCACAUUGUUUUCUGGGGCUUUUGUCCCUCCCUGGUCCCAAGGAGGAAAAGCAGCUUUGAUCUAUUGUUAAGUAACCUUUGGUAUAAAUGCAAUAUUAAUGAUGGUGCAUUUAUGAAACAAUCACAGUAUGCUAGACCCUUUGAAGGGACACAGACAAGAUGAAGACCUCCUUCACCAAGGUGUUUCUAUAAAAAAGUUUUAUUAUUCUUUCCAAACAACGGUUCUUCUGCAUUAACUUGAGUUGGAGCAAAAAGGAGGGGAGGAAGGACAUUGCCCAUGCAUGAUGUGGAAAGCUGUUGGAUUUUUUUAAGAAAACUAUUUGUAUGAUGUUGCACUAAAAAUGUUUUAUAAACACUUCAGAGACCUGUAGUAAAUUAUGUUGAAAAUACGACUGUUUCUAUGUACUUUGUUUGAAGUUUUUCUGUUUUGACUUCAAGACUUACUACACUUUUCUCUUCCAUAUCACGACUUUCCCCAUCUCACUUUCAAUAUGUCACAGGAUUAGCAGAGGGAAUUUGGGGGGAGUUUUUCAGAAGCUGUAAAUGACAGGUGAAGGCCAACAGAUGAUACAGAAAAAGUUUAGAAACUUAGAAAGGCACAAAAUAUACAUACAGUUUUAUAUAACGUAAUAUAUUUUAUCUUUUAAUAACAUUUUCAGACUACAUCUCUGGUAUAAAGGGGAGGGCCAGAAAAUUUUCCAGGGAUUUUGCUGAUUGAAGGGGUGCCGCACUCCUACCCUGUGAUGUGGAAAGAAUAAUAGUAUUUUCUCUAGGCUUGAUUUCUCCAUCUCCACGAGCAAGUUCUGGAUUCCUUGAGCCCACAAUUCUUAGUACUGGUAGAGAGAGAGCACUGGAACAGGAAGUCAGAAGAUUUGAAUUCCAAUUCUGACCCUCCACUUAAACUUGUGAUUUUGAGUAAGUCAUAGUUUGUGAGUUUCCUUACCUAUUCAAAAUGGGUUAAAAUGAUUAAAAAUAAAGAUGAAAAUUUUAUAUGAUGAUAAAAUACAUGAUCACCUCUCUUACAGAUUGGUUGUGAUGAAAAAUGUAUAAGGACUUGGUAGACAAAAUUUAGAAGUAAGAUACUAUUAAAAUUGAGACUUUGGUUGCUCUGCCCUAGUUCAUGGAGAGUAGGACAAAAACCAGAUUCAAAUUUUAAAUUGUCAGUGUCUAGAUUUCAAAUAGCAAGUGUAUGGGGGAGUUUCAUCUGGACUCUGAAUAAACCAGGAAAAAAGGCUAGACAUGCAAAAUCAGAGAAUGUCCAUUACUGGGUUCCUGAUAUUUUAAUCCUUUCCUGACACAUCAUCUCUCUGGGUUACUUUUUGGGGAAGAGGCAUUUUUCUCACCUCUAAAGUGAGAAGGACGAGCAAAUUCAACAGUAGUUCAAAAAUGAAUAAUUAAAAAAAAAAAAGUCCAUGUACAUAGCACAACAGAUGAGUCAAUAUAAAACUAAAAGUAUCCAUUUCAGUUUACAUUUUUAAAAAUAC